Molecule: messenger RNA, 1845 nt
Organism: Cuscuta campestris
Lineage: Eukaryota; Viridiplantae; Streptophyta; Magnoliopsida; Solanales; Convolvulaceae
Source: the annotation of a GenBank genome assembly
AUACCAUAUAAAAUUUAUUUAUUACUUGGUCCGUCUCUGAGUGUUUGUCCACUUUUGACUUUUGGAACUGUUCAUCUAAACACUUUGACUCAUCAAAUUCUCUCAAUGUGUAAGCCUAAAAAUAGUCAUGUGUGAUCUUGUUUGAUUCGUCUUAACAUAUAGAUUAUUAAUAUAUAAUUUUAUAAUUUUUUAAUAUACAAAUUACAAGAUAAAAUGGAUUAAAGAAGUGCAUUGGAUGGUGUGCAAAAUUGAAAGUGGACAAACACUCAGGGACGGAGAGAGUAAUACAAUUUGAUGAAAAAACUAAACUUCAAUAUUGAAUAUAGUUAAAUUUAUUUGAUGCUUUGUAUAUUAUUGUAUUAUUUGUAUUUUGCCCGUUUUCUCAUCUUUGUUCAUCUUGGCUUUGUUGUUCUUUGGGCUCUUCUUUCAACCCCGGGUUUAAUAUGAAAUUCAUCAGAUUUCCUGAUAUGAAAAGUUUAUGGAAAAAUCUAAGCCUGAGAGCUUUGGCUAUGAAUACAACUCAAGAAGCCAUUGCUUCACCUAGCGGAACCAUUGAAGUGGAAUAUGAACCUGAGCAUCUCCUUAUCCUUGUUCACGGCAUCAUGGGAAGCCCGGGUGACUGGACUUAUGUUCAAGCAAAACUAAAGAGGCAGCUUGGAAGACAUUAUUUAAUCUAUGCAAGUUCCUGUAACACCUACACCAAAACAUUUGCUGGGAUUGAUGGUGCUGGAAAACGACUAGCAGAAGAAAUCAGGCUGGUUGUGAAUGAGAAAAGCAGUCUGAAAAAGAUAUCGUUUCUAGCACAUUCUCUAGGCGGACUGAUUGCAAGAUAUGCCAUUGCUGUUCUUUACACUCCGAUCAUAUCUAGCAACUUGUAUGAUGUAAGUAAAGAACAACCGCCGUGCCCUUCAAAUAAAGGGUUGAUUGCUGAGCUGGAACCAGUCAGUUUUAUCACCUUAGCAACCCCACAUUUCGGCGUUAGAGGCAAGAAUCAGCUUCCUUUUCUCUUUGGUCUUUCCAUAUUGGAAAAACUUGCUGUAUCGAUGGCUUCCAUUUUCGCUGGUAAAAGCGGUAGUCAGCUCUUCCUUACAGACGAAGAACCUAACAAGCCGCCUCUUCUGUUAAGAAUGGCAUCAGAUUGUGAAGAUGGAAAAUUUAUAUCAGCACUUGGAACUUUCAGAAGCCGCAUCGUGUAUGCUAACACAUGCUAUGACCACAUUGUUGGAUGGCGCACUUCCUCUAUAAGAAGGAAGACCGAAGUCAUUGAGGUACCUACACAAUCUUUGGAUGGUUACAAACAUGUUGUCAGUGUUGUACAUUGCCCUGCCAUUUCAUCCGACGGUCCUCAUUUCCGCCCAGAAGCAAUCAAAGCAAAGGAGGCUGCCCAAAAUGAACCCACCGCUCAGAACACCUUAGAAUACCACGAAAUUCUUGAAGAGGAAAUGAUACGCGGCUUGCAGCAAUUGGGGUGGAAGAAAGUCGACGUCAACUUCCAGUCUGCAUUCUUGCCCUUCUUUGCUCAUAAUAACAUCAACGUGAAGAUUGGGUGGCUUCAUAAUGCUGGAGCUGGAGUAGUUGCUCAUGUUGUAGACAGCAUAAAGGAACAAGAAUUCGACACAUUUUAUGAUUGUAUUUCCCAUGAUUCAACAAACGAAGACUUUUAGGAAGUUGUAUGGAAAUGAUGAUCUUUGAUUGCAUGAACAAACAUAUCAAGUUUUAGUAUGUUUUGAGCAUAUGAAUUGCAUUAACUUGUGACUAGUUGUGAGUUAUUGUAGAAAUAUUCAAUCCAAUGGUAAGUAUUACAAACAAAAAAAAACAUUUUCGAAUUAAAGAUAUUAAUAAUUU